This is a messenger RNA of Pseudomyrmex gracilis, 1279 nucleotides long. It is a transcript of the gene dbe, whose product is annotated as KRR1 small subunit processome component homolog. Gene Ontology annotation, molecular function: RNA binding. Bases 120 to 1133 code for a protein of 337 amino acids. The transcript has a single exon. Lineage: Eukaryota; Metazoa; Arthropoda; Insecta; Hymenoptera; Formicidae. Gene Ontology annotation, cellular component: nucleolus; small-subunit processome. The record is from RefSeq and is a predicted model, not a curated record.
GUUUUUUCUCCACUUUUCUCUGAAUAGUAUCGCGUUUAUUGAUGAACGAAACUACAACAUAACCUACCUCGCAAGUUCGGAGACCCCGAAGAACUUCUCUCUAAUUGUAUAAAAAAAUAAUGGGCGGUUUAAAGAAAAAAUCGCAGAAGACUGGACCGGUGGACAACGCGUGGACGUUGAAGAUACCGGAAUUCAAAGAGAAGGAUAAUCCGCAUCGUCUUCUCGAAGAGAGCUCAUUCGCGACGAUGUUCCCCAAGUAUCGGGAGCAAUAUCUGAAGGAGCAUUGGCCGCUGGUGCAAAAAGCUCUGGGCGAACAUCACAUCAAAGCGGAACUGGAUCUUCUCGAAGGUAGUAUGACUGUGAAAACCACUAGAAAGACCUGGGAUCCGUAUAUCAUCAUCAAAGCACGUGACAUGAUUAAACUUAUGGCUCGCUCGGUUCCCUUCGAACAGGCGGUGCGAGUAUUGCAGGAUGAAAUUUCCGCAGACGUCAUAAAAAUAUCUUCGUUUGUGCGAAACAAAGAGAAGUUCGUCAAGAGAAGACAAAGGAUCAUCGGACCAAACGGUUGUAACUUGAAGUCCAUCGAGUUGCUCACCAAUUGUUACGUUGUAGUUCAAGGCCAGACUGUGUCGGCAGUAGGACCUUAUAAAGGUCUGCAGCAAGUGAGAAGAGUUGUAGAGGACACUAUGAAGAAUAUUCAUCCGGUCUACAGCCUUAAGGCGCUGAUGAUCAAACGAGAGCUUGCCAAAAAUCCAAAGUUGAUGAAUGAGAAUUGGGAACGGUAUCUACCCAAGUUCACUAGCAAGAACAUAAGCAAACGUAAACAACCAAAGAAGAAAAAGGAGAAGAAACCAUACACUCCGUUCCCGCCUCCUCCAGCAGAAAGCAAAAUUGAUGAGAAGAUAGCGUCUGGUGAUUACUUCUUAACAGAGCAACAGAAGAAGGAGAAAAUGAAGAAGGAACGAGAAGCCAGACAUGAAGAAGCAUCGAAGAGAAGACAGGAACGCAGAGCACAAGUGUUUGUACCACCCGAAGAAAAACCUAUUGAAAAUACAACGGCAAAAGCUGAUAUAGAUGUUGCGGAAAUAAAGAGAAAAGUUCAACAAGGACUAAAAAAGCGUAAAAUAGAAUAAUAUCAUAGUAUGAAAUCUAAUAUGUGUGCGUGCGUGUGUGAAUUAUUCAAAUUGAAAAUAAUGUUUUGAUGCUACGAUGUAGCAUAAAUAUUGUAUGUAACAUGUGUAGAUAGAUAUACGUGAUAUAAAAUAGGUUUUGUUACACA